ACAAACACCAAUUAGAAUUAAAAAGAGACAAAGAGCGAGUGAGAGGUCUAGAACACUCCUUAAUCUCCACACAUCACACAGUCUCUCUUACACCCUUUUCUAAGCAUUAAUAACCAAACAUGUCUUCACAACUUGUUAGUGAUGUAAGAUGCGACACACUAAUGCACUAUGCAGCUUCUUAUGGUGAAAGAGGGAGCAACAAUUACAAACUAACUCGUCGCCAAACCUAUGAAUAUCAUAGAAUAGAGAAGAAUAGCAUCUCCCCUGAAGAAGGAAACUUCAAAGAACACAACAAUAAUGAAAAGAGUGCAAAACGUAGCACAAAUUAUCAAGCUAGACAACAAGCACAAAAGCUACACAGGUUGGGAUUCUCGUACCUUGCAUCAUCUUUUAUUUACAUAGUAAUUAAGGUUAAAGCAUUGUACAAUGGUUUCCUUGGAGAUGUUGCUAGUGAAUCAAGAAUUGUGGGAAUUGAAGCACCAAUGGCAGAGCCUUAUUUCUCUGUUCCAGUUAUUCCAAAUUAAUAAUAGGGGCACUAUGAUCAUGUUUGUAAUGUCUAGUAUUAGUCCAAAAGUAUAUAUUAUACCAUAAAUAUAUUUAGUUAUAAUGUUUAUAUAUAUAUUGUUCAUGAGUUGUGAGUUCAGUCAUAAGAAUGUUAUGUGUGUUUAUAUAUAUUAGUAUCAAAUUUGAGCUAAA
This is a messenger RNA of Cicer arietinum (chickpea), 696 nucleotides long. RefSeq lists its product as uncharacterized. NCBI's taxonomy places the organism in Eukaryota, Viridiplantae, Streptophyta, Magnoliopsida, Fabales, Fabaceae. The record is from RefSeq and is a predicted model, not a curated record.